Molecule: messenger RNA, 1156 nt
Organism: Gavia stellata (red-throated loon)
Lineage: Eukaryota; Metazoa; Chordata; Aves; Gaviiformes; Gaviidae
Gene: SRSF10
Product: serine and arginine rich splicing factor 10
Exons: 6
Coding region: 2-790 (262 amino acids)
Molecular function (GO): RNA binding
Source: RefSeq, a predicted model, not a curated record
CAUGUCCCGCUACCUGCGCCCCCCCAACACCUCGCUCUUCGUGCGGAACGUGGCCGACGACACCCGGUCUGAAGACUUGCGCCGUGAAUUUGGUCGUUAUGGGCCUAUAGUUGAUGUAUACGUUCCACUUGACUUCUACACUCGUCGUCCCAGAGGAUUUGCUUAUGUUCAAUUCGAAGAUGUCCGUGAUGCAGAAGAUGCUCUCCAUAAUUUGGAUCGAAAGUGGAUUUGUGGCCGGCAAAUAGAAAUCCAGUUUGCACAGGGGGAUCGAAAGACACCAAAUCAAAUGAAAGCUAAGGAAGGGAGAAACCUGUACAGUUCUUCUCGUUACGAUGACUAUGACAGAUAUAGGCGAUCUAGAAGUCGGAGUUACGAAAGGAGACGGUCUAGAAGUCGUUCUUUUGAUUACAGCUAUAGAAGAUCGUAUAGUCCCAGAAACAGUAGACCUACUGGAAGACCUCGUCGUAGCAGAAGCCAUUCGGACAAUGAUAGGUUCAAACACCGCAAUCGAUCUUUUUCAAGAUCUAAGUCCAAUUCAAGAUCACGAUCCAAGUCACAGCCCAAGAAAGAAAUGAAGGCUAAAUCACGGUCUAGGUCUGCAUCUCACACCAAAUCUAGAGGCACCUCUAAAACAGAUUCUAAAACACACUAUAAGUCCAGCUCAAGAUAUGAAAAGGAGUCGAGAAAAAAAGAACCAGCUAGAUCCAAAUCACAGUCAAGAUCACAUUCUAGAUCUAGGUCAAAAUCCAGAUCAAGGUCAUGGACUAGUCCCAAGUCCAGUGGCCACUAACAGUGUAUCCAUGUUGUUUUUAGGCAUGUAAGAUUCAUUUACACACAGUUCAGUUUACUUAAACUAUCAGGAAUAUGAUGUUGCAGCAGUGCUAAAAAAUAAUUUCUUUGUCAGUUUUCCCUGUAGCCGACAAUGGUUAAAAUUAAAACAGUGUUGAGAAGCCACUGAGAGAGAGCGAGAGAGAGAGAGAAUGUCCACUUGGUUAAAUGUCAUGGGCAGCUACUGAUUUGGUUGUGGUGUCUCUAUGUAUAUUUUUGUAAAGAUUUGCAUUUUUAAUGCUUAGAUAUUGGUGAUGACUUGAUUGAUCGUAACUUGCAACAUUGUCCUAUUAAAAAUGUCAUACCCGUAGAGAAAUUGGUACCAGUU